AAGAAGCUGUGGAAAGCCAUCCCCUCGCCUCACACAGCCAGCAGCAGCAGGUAGCUAGCUAGGACGGCCAUCUCACUCAGCUCAGCUCAUACAGCACACACCCAAUAAGCAAGCAAGCAAUCAAUGGAGGGUAAGGAGGAGGAUGUUCGGCUUGGCGCCAACCGUUACUCGGAGCGUCAGCCCAUCGGCACGGCGGCGCAGGGCACGGAGGAGAAUUCGAAGGACUACAAGGAACCCCCGGCGGCGCCUCUGUUUGAGGCUGAGGAGCUGACGUCGUGGUCCUUGUACCGCGCCGGGAUCGCCGAGUUCGUGGCCACCUUCCUCUUCCUCUACAUCAGCAUCCUGACGGUGAUGGGGGUGAGCAAGUCGGGCAGCAAGUGCGGCACCGUGGGCAUCCAGGGCAUCGCCUGGUCCUUCGGCGGCAUGAUCUUCGCGCUGGUGUACUGCACGGCGGGCAUCUCCGGCGGCCACAUCAACCCGGCCGUCACCUUCGGGCUCUUGCUGGCGCGGAAGCUGUCGCUCACCCGGGCGCUCUUGUACAUGGUGAUGCAGUGCCUGGGCGCCAUCUGCGGCGCCGGCGUCGUCAAGGGCUUCCAGCAGACGCUGUACAUGGGCGCCGGCGGAGGCGCCAACUCCGUCAACCCCGGGUACACCAAGGGCGACGGCCUGGGCGCCGAGAUCGUCGGCACGUUCGUGCUCGUCUACACCGUCUUCUCCGCCACCGACGCCAAGCGAAGCGCGCGUGACUCGCAUGUCCCCAUCCUCGCGCCGCUCCCCAUCGGUUUCGCCGUCUUCCUCGUCCACCUCGCAACCAUCCCCAUCACCGGCACAGGCAUCAACCCAGCACGCAGCCUCGGCGCCGCCAUCGUCUACAACAGGUCCAACGCAUGGAACGACCACUGGAUCUUCUGGGUUGGCCCCUUCAUCGGCGCCGCUCUCGCCGCCAUCUACCACGUGGUCAUUAUCAGGGCCAUCCCCUUCAAGAGCCGCGACUAAUUAGCAUACAUGCAAUGCAAGAGAUCAGGCUCCAAUAUAAUCAAGUCUUGUUAAUUAUAUGUGCUAGUGCUGCGUGCUCGCUCCUUCUUCGCUGUCGUCUCAUCGAUCUACCUAUGUUCGUGUGAGCUAGCUACGUACUAGCUAGUGUGUGAUAUGAUGCCAAUAAGGCCGCCCGGUGUUUCUUGAUUAUUGCGCCUUCCCAUGCAUCUGCAGUGUGCAAUGCACUUGUGAGUUGUGUUUAGUUUUCUCACUUGGAGUUUGGUGAAGUAAACUAAGCAUGCAUGCAUAUGUAAAUUUAUCGCCUAGCUAGCUAUUUCCCUCCUUCUAUAUGUAUGCUUUGCGCAACAUAUAUAGACACAGUCUCGAUCUUCAUCAACUCAAAUUCAAGUGUAUGACAAUAAUAAAAAGGAAGAAGAAGACUCCCUGUUUAUGGUGUUGCACCGAUUUCA
This is a messenger RNA of Sorghum bicolor (sorghum), 1445 nucleotides long. RefSeq names its product aquaporin PIP1-5. Gene Ontology annotation, molecular function: water channel activity. Bases 124 to 996 code for a protein of 290 amino acids. Gene Ontology annotation, biological process: response to water deprivation; transmembrane transport. NCBI's taxonomy places the organism in Eukaryota, Viridiplantae, Streptophyta, Magnoliopsida, Poales, Poaceae. The record is from RefSeq and is a predicted model, not a curated record. The transcript has 2 exons. Gene Ontology annotation, cellular component: plasma membrane; vacuole; plasmodesma.